AGUAGAUGCGUUUUGCUGGUCGGUUAAAACGGUACAAUAUUAAAAAUACGAGCACAACGACCAUUUCAAAAUAAUGUCGUAAAUAAUUGUAAUAAACCGCUAAAUUACAUUUAGAUAAUUUAUGGAAAAUUUUAUCGAAUUUGUAAUAUCAAUUGUAAAAUUAUUUAAUAAGAAAAAAGUGUCAUAAAAUAAUUUAAAAGUAUAUACAAAUUAAUUAUUAUAAAAAAUUCUGUUGAAAAAAAUACAACUGAAUAUCUUAUAUACAUAAAUUAUACAAAUGUGUUCAUUUAUAUGUACAUGAUUAUAAAAUAUCCAUAUGUAUGCGUACAAAAGUGUUUUAUAUACUAGUGUUUCGUGUUCUUUUUUAGAUAAAUCCUUUUUGGCAUUCACAGCGGGUAACAUUUCUUUAAUUUUCUUCUUGAAAACUGUGAUGCGUACUGACGCGAUUCUUCGACGAACAAAAUUUCAUGAUUUCUAUGCAAAUAGUUUUCAGAUUUUAAUGUUGGCAUUAAGUUCUAUUCCCUGUCUCCUCGCUGCUGUUUAAAACAUUUUCCAUAAGACAUAUUGAGACUUCAAAAAAGGCUACAAUUUAAAUGUUCAAGAAUUCGCCGAAAUACUAUAAUAUAAAAAUCUUAAAUUAAAGUUUCCCCAAAUCAAAAAUGAAAAAACCAAAAUAUGUAUAAUUAAAACUAACAAAAAUAAACUAAAUGAAAUCAAAAUAAAGAAAUUAAAUUCUAAUAUAACUGGCAGUAAAUCACAAAAAUCAUCAACAAAUUCCCAUAAGUAAAAAUACAGCAGAACACAAGGAACGCUAAAAUAUCAACAAAUUUCUGUAAAGAAAAUAAAAACAAAUCAUUAAAAAUACAUAGCACUAAAUAGGAAACAAAAUAAACACAAUAUGUAGUGGAGUUAAAUGGUAGAGAUAAUUAGCAACAUUUCCAGGCAACAAUGUUGACAAGCAACAUGUUGCUUUAAACCAGAACAAAAAUAAAAAACAAGUUCCAAUAAGAAAUGUUCUUUUAUUUUUUUAUUUUGUCAGCUGUAUACAAAGAAAAACUCUGCAACAAAGGGAAAACUCAUUCAAACACACACAUCUAUCUACACAAGCAAGUGAUUGUGGAAUGGAAAAGUGAGAAAGAAUUUUGUAUAGCUGCGAGUGAGUGUGUGUUUUUUAGAAGGCCUACAACGGCAACAGACAUAUGGGAGGUUUUGUUGUUGUGUUUGUUGUGCCAAAGAUUAGUUGCACAUGUAACGGUUCCGGGAAGAGUUGGUAAAACGGAAGUGUAACGAACCUAGAAAAACACUAAGGCCAAACAAAGGAAGAACACAAAAAUUUACGUGAAUACUUGAAAAACCAGAAAAAAUUAAACGUUAGAGAGUUGUGAAAGUGAAUAAAAUUUGACAAAAGUAAAUUAAGUGAAUUUAAUACAAUAAUUUAAACAUAUACAAAAUAAAUUGAAUAGAUAAAAGAUUUAAAUAGUUUUCUUAAAAAAUGCCAAAAUAUAUUUUUCAACUGUAAGAGUGUUAGAAUAUUUGUAAAAACAAAAUAAAAAACCUUCAAAAACAUAAAACUAAUAAAGAAAUAAAAUAAAAAUUGAAAGAAUAGAACUUAGAGUUAUAAUAUAAAACUAAGUACAUAAAUAAAUAAAAUCAUGCAAGUAAUAGAGAAUAAAAAUAAAAUUAAAUUAACAGACUCAACCUGUUUGUGUAAUAGUUAUAAUCAUGUCGGAAAACAUAAAUGCAACAUGUUGUUAACACUAGAAUCUAACAACAACAGCAGUAAUGGUACUAACAAGAGCAACAACAACAACAACUACAAUAAUAAUUGCUUAACAAGUAUGACAUGUUUGUGUGGGUGUAUUUCUUGUUGUCACUCAAAAGCAGCAACAAAAGCAACAUCCCUGACAACACCAACAUUGUCAUCAUCAUCAACAAAUACUAUAAUUUCGUCAACAGAAACAAAAAUAUCAACAACAAUGAAAGCAUCAACAUCAGCCUCAUCAUCGUCCACUAAGGACAACUCUAAUUACAUGCAUUGUGCAAAUGCAUUCAACAUACACACAUGCUACAAUUGUGACAUCAACAAAGAAAACAACAACAGUGACAGAUGUUGCAAUAUGAACAGUACAAGAAGCAACAGUUUAUACAAAACAACAGCCAGCAACAGUUUUAGAAAUUGCAUCUUAAGCAUCAACAACAAUUUAAACAGCAUCAUCAAGUAUGUCAUUGUUUUGAUGUUCCUCACAUGUUGUGAUUUAUCUCAGGCUGCAUUACGCGAUGUAAAUUUAUACAUUGAACCACCAGCUGUCCGACAAAACCAAUCGGUAACAUUACGUUGUCAUUACACCAUAGAAGGGGCACCACUGUAUUCAGUAAAAUUCUAUCGUGGACAAUUAGAAUUCUUCCGUUAUACUCCAGGCGAAUAUCCGAAUACUAAAGUAUUUCAUUUUCCCGGCAUAAAAGUGGAUGAAAGUGUUUCGAAUGCCACCCAAGUUGUUAUACGCAAUGUGAACUUUGGUCUAUCUGGAACUUUUUCUUGUGAAGUAACAGCCGAUGCACCAUUAUUUUCAACCGCCACAGCAUAUGCUCAAAUGCAAGUUGUCGAAUUUCCUGAUAAACGACCACAACUAUUUACGGAACUUACACGCUAUGAGCCGGGUGAUGUAUUGCGUGCUAACUGUAGUACACCACCAUCUAGACCCAGGGCAGAAUUACGGUUUACCAUAAAUAAUAUACCGGUAUCUUCGGAAGAAACACAAUACAUUAGAACAGUUGACAAUUUAAUUGCGUCGAGACUGAGUCUUAAAGUGCAAUUGCAGGCUAUACAUUUUGCUGUUGCUGCCGUCACCAUUGGCAAUGGUAAUUCACACAUGAUAAAUGCUUUAAAUAGUGGUAGUGUGGGUUCAACUUCCACUUCUUAUAGUGGUUCUGCUGGUAGCGGAGGUUCAGCCUCAGGAGGUGCUUUACUAUUACGUUGUACAGCACAAAUUGAUGAUUUGUAUCAGGAAUAUAAAGAAAUUGAAUUAGGAACACCACAAAAAGAUCCUGUACCAGCUAGAGUGACAUCAUCUGGCGGUGGAUUUAGAGGAUUUCUGGAGACAUAUUUUGGUCCUAGCUCUGGGGCGGAAAAAUUUAAUUUCAAGCAUCUUAAAUUGCUUUUAACAACCAGCAGUAUAUUAAUAAUAUUUUUUACAUUUUAUCAAUCUAGAUAGUUUAUUAAAUGAGUAAGAGUAUUAAAAUCACUUGAAUAUUAUAACGUGUAAAAUAAUAAAAUUAAAUGAAAUAAUACAUUUAUACCCAUAAAAUAAUAACAUUAAUUAUAAAAACAAAUUAAAAAUAAUACAAUUAUAAAAGGCUUAAAAAGUUUUAUUUUUAAUAAAACAUAAAAUAAUUAUUUUAUAAUAUUGAAAUAAUUAAAAAGAAAAAAAAUGAUUUUGUUAUUAAAAACUUGUUAAAAAAUUUAAUUUACAUACAUAAAGUAGAAUUAUGCACAAAACCACACACUAAGACACAAACAGAUACACACACACACGCGCCUGCAUAAACAAAAUAAUGCAAAGCUUAUUUAGUUAAUAAUAUACAUUUAGUAUGUAAUUAAUUUAUAUAAUUAAAUAAAUAGUUGCAAUAAUAAACAUUGCGAUAAAAGGAAAACAACUACUCUUUCAAGUGUAUUGAAAUCUAUUGAAAAAAUUAAUAAAAAAUACAGCAUUAACAAAUUAAAAUAAACAAAAAACAUCAAUGUAAUAGUAAUAUCUCAUGUAUUUAUGUAUGUGUUGCGAUGACAUUUUGUUUUUCAUUGCAUUUUAUCAUACAAACCCUACAGGCAUAAUCAAAAAAAAAUAUAAGUCCAAAACAUUAUGACAAAUAAAAAAAUUUUUUUUUUUACUUGUUAUUGUAAAUAAUUAUUUAAAACACAAAACUAAGUAAUCACACAUAUUUACUUUAUAGACAUGCAUGCAUACAUACUUUACUUUGUAAUAAUUAAAUAUCUAUUAUCGAAUAACUGAAAUAUUCAUAAAAUUAAAUAAAAAACGAAUGAAAAAUUAUAAAAUAAAUGUAUAACCCAGUAAAUA
Lucilia cuprina (Australian sheep blowfly) is the source of this 4073-nucleotide messenger RNA. RefSeq lists its product as uncharacterized. The coding region runs from base 1653 to 3212 and encodes 519 amino acids. NCBI's taxonomy places the organism in Eukaryota, Metazoa, Arthropoda, Insecta, Diptera, Calliphoridae. The record is from RefSeq and is a predicted model, not a curated record. The transcript has 9 exons.